Molecule: messenger RNA, 827 nt
Organism: Morus notabilis
Lineage: Eukaryota; Viridiplantae; Streptophyta; Magnoliopsida; Rosales; Moraceae
Product: protein TIFY 5A
Exons: 3
Coding region: 66-509 (147 amino acids)
Source: RefSeq, a predicted model, not a curated record
UUGUACUUUCAAUCCUGUAGAAUUUCGAGUGUAUACAUACACACAUACAUAUAACAUAUAUAUAUAUGUGUGUAUAUAUUUUCUUACUUAUUCGGAUUUGUGAUCAUUGGGCGGCAAUGAGGAAGAACUGUAAUUUCGAUAAUUUCAGUCCUUUUCCAUUCUUCAGGACUAAUUCUUUGACGGUACCAGUUGAUCUCCUAAAUAUUCCAUUAAUGGACCUUAUGCCAUAUUCGACUUAUAUAGACAAUAUUCAACAUGAGGUUAUCAUAUAUUUCAAUGGACGGACUUUGGUUUGCGACAUGAUUGAACUCCAGGCUAGAUCCAUAAUAUUAUUUGCAAGUCGAGAAAUGAAAGGAAGGAAAAAUUUAAAAGGCUCGGACUUGGAAUUAUCUACUUGUUUGCAAUCUCAAAUAUAUGGAUCUCCAAGUCUCUCCAUGAAGAGAUCUCUAGAGAGAUUCCUCCAAAAGAGAAGGCAAAGGAGCAGAGCAUCAUCCCCAUAUAACCAAUAGGCCUCAAAAUCUAUUUUCCAAAUGGGGCUCAAUCAUGUUACAAAGCUUAACAAGAAAUAUUAGGUUAUGUAGCUUCAGUGAAAUGCAUAAAUGUGUUAAUUUUUAUUCAUUUGGUUUCAUGUAAUUUUAAGCCCCUUGUUAAUUUGGAAGGAAUUGGAGGAGGUAAAAUUGGACUAGGGAACUUAAAUUUUGUUUCCAAGCAAUUUACUUUUCCUGAAUUAUCUAUUAGGUCACAUAUUGGAUGUAAGAUUUUAAUGGAGUUAAUUAGAUAUCUUUGGUAUUGGACCACCGUCGCAAAUAAAAAGAAAAAGAUGAAUA